This is a messenger RNA of Carassius carassius (crucian carp), 1008 nucleotides long. RefSeq names its product zinc finger CCHC domain-containing protein 12-like. The record is from RefSeq and is a predicted model, not a curated record. The transcript has a single exon. NCBI's taxonomy places the organism in Eukaryota, Metazoa, Chordata, Actinopteri, Cypriniformes, Cyprinidae. Gene Ontology annotation, molecular function: zinc ion binding; nucleic acid binding. Bases 1 to 1008 code for a protein of 335 amino acids.
AUGUCUUCUCAGUAUCAUGGUCAUACCAAACUCAGACCGUUCUCAGGAAAGGUCCCUUGUCCCUAUUUAGAGUCUGACUAUGACACAUGGCGCAACAAUGUUGAGUUCCAUCUCACAGAUGCCACCGUGUCUGACAAACACACUGUCAGGAAGAUAGUGGAGAGCCUUCUCCCGCCUGCUGCUAAUGUGAUUAAGCACCUUGGGCCUAAUUCUACUCCCCAUGACUACCUUUGCCUUCUCGACUCCGCCUAUGGUACUGUUGACGACGGGGAUGAACUCUUUGCAAAAUUCCUGAACACCAAUCAGAACUCUGGUGAAAGGCCUUCUGGGUAUCUGCAACGUCUGCAGACAGCCUUGAGUCAAGUAGUCAAAAGAGGUGGCAUUGCAGCCAGCGAGUCAGAGCGUCAACUGCUCAAGCAAUUCUGUAGAGGUUGCUGGAAUAACAGCCUAAUCACAAGUCUCCAGCUUGAACAGAAGAAAAACAACCCACCCCCGUUUUCUGAGUUACUUCUUUUGCUACGUACUGAGGAGGACCGGCAAGCUGCUAAGUCCAGCCGCAUGAGACAGCACUUAGGGGUUCCUAAAUCCAAAGCCCAGUCAAAUUCUCUCUCAGUAGGAGACCAUGUCACUGAUGACAUAGACAUAGAAACUGCUGCAGAUAGGACAUCCCCCAUCAAUGCACCUAAGCUGGAAAAGCAACUUGCAAAGCUACAGGCCCAAAUAGCUUCUUUGAAAGCAUCUUUAAGCAGCAGCUCAAGACCAGCUUCUGCUAAGCCAAGCCAGAGGUCUAAAACCAAGGCCUCAACUGAGGAAAAAUCCUCAUCCUCAGGUGAGUCAAAGCUCACAAGAAAGCCUCGCCCAGGAUACUGCUUCAAGUGUGGCAAGGAGGGCCACAUUGCAUCCUCCUGCAGUAACAAACCAAAUCCUGAGCUAGUUGAGAUAAAACGUAAAGAGUUGAGACAAAAACAACAAGCCUGGGAAGAACAAAACAGGCAUGAUUUAAACUGA